Athene cunicularia (burrowing owl) is the source of this 6367-nucleotide messenger RNA. It is a transcript of the gene SUZ12, whose product is annotated as SUZ12, polycomb repressive complex 2 subunit. Gene Ontology annotation, molecular function: chromatin DNA binding. NCBI's taxonomy places the organism in Eukaryota, Metazoa, Chordata, Aves, Strigiformes, Strigidae. The coding region runs from base 72 to 1943 and encodes 623 amino acids. The record is from RefSeq and is a predicted model, not a curated record. Gene Ontology annotation, cellular component: ESC/E(Z) complex; nucleus. The transcript has 15 exons.
CACAGAUAUACAGAUUUCUACGUACCCGGAAUCUAAUAGCACCAAUAUUUUUGCACAGAACUCUCACUUACAUGUCCCACAGAAACUCCCGAACAAAUAUCAAAAGGAAAACAUUCAAAGUAGAUGACAUGCUAUCAAAAGUAGAGAAAAUGAAGGGAGAACAAGAAUCUCACAGCUUGUCUGCUCAUUUGCAACUUACGUUUACUGGGUUCUUCCAUAAAAAUGAUAAGCCAUCACAAAACUCAGAGAAUGAACAAAAUUCUGUAACCCUGGAAGUACUGCUUGUGAAAGUUUGCCACAAGAAGCGAAAGGAUGUCAGUUGUCCAAUAAGACAGGUUCCUACAGGUAAAAAGCAGGUGCCUUUAAACCCAGACCUCAGCCAAAUCAAACCAGGCAACUUCCCAUCACUUGCAGUUUCCAGCAAUGAGUUUGAACCAAGCAACAGCCAUAUGGUGAAGUCUUACUCAUUGUUAUUCAGAGUAACUCGCCCAGGAAGAAGAGAAUUUAAUGGACUGAUCAAUGGUGAAACUAAUGAAAACAUUGAUGUCAAUGAGGAGCUUCCAGCUAGAAGAAAAAGAAACUCUUCAAAUCGUGAAGAUGGGGAAAAGACAUUUGUAGCACAAAUGACUGUAUUUGAUAAAAACAGGCGCUUGCAACUUCUGGAUGGGGAAUAUGAAGUGGCCAUGCAAGAAAUGGAAGAGUGUCCCAUUAGCAAGAAAAGAGCAACGUGGGAAACAAUACUUGAUGGAAAGAGAUUGCCUCCAUUUGAAACAUUUUCUCAGGGACCUACACUUCAGUUUACUCUUCGUUGGACAGGAGACACAAAUGAUAAGUCUACAGCUCCUAUAGCUAAACCUCUUGCAACACGAAAUUCUGAAAGCCUCCCUCAAGAAAACAAGCCCAAUUCUGUUAAACCUACUCAGACUAUAGCUGUGAAAGAAUCCUUGCCGGCAGACCUUCAAACAAGAAAAGAGAGAGAUGUUUUAAAUGAACCUCGACAAAAGUUGCGAAUAUUUUACCAGUUCCUUUACAACAACAACACGAGACAGCAGACUGAAGCGCGAGAUGACUUGCAUUGCCCAUGGUGCACACUGAACUGUCGGAAACUGUAUAGUUUACUCAAACAUCUUAAACUUUGCCACAGCAGGUUUAUCUUUAAUUAUGUUUAUCAUCCAAAAGGUGCUAGGAUAGAUGUAUCUAUCAAUGAGUGUUAUGAUGGCUCCUAUGCAGGAAAUCCCCAGGAUAUCCAUCGUCAACCUGGCUUUGCCUUCAGUCGCAAUGGACCAGUCAAAAGAACUCCAAUCACACACAUACUUGUUUGCAGGCCAAAGCGUACGAAAGCAAGUAUGUCAGAAUUUCUUGAAUCUGAAGAUGGAGAAGUAGAACAACAGCGAACAUACAGCAGUGGGCACAAUCGGCUAUAUUUCCACAGUGACACGUGUUUACCUCUCCGUCCACAAGAAAUGGAAGUAGACAGUGAGGAUGAAAAGGACCCUGAAUGGCUACGGGAGAAAACCAUUACUCAAAUUGAAGAAUUUUCUGAUGUUAACGAAGGAGAGAAAGAAGUGAUGAAAUUAUGGAAUCUUCAUGUUAUGAAGCACGGGUUUAUUGCUGACAAUCAAAUGAAUCAUGCCUGUAUGCUGUUUGUUGAAAAUUACGGACAAAAAAUAAUUAAGAAGAACUUGUGUCGAAACUUUAUGCUACACCUGGUCAGCAUGCAUGACUUUAACCUCAUCAGCAUAAUGUCAAUAGACAAAGCUGUUGCCAGACUCCGAGAGAUGCAGCAGAAGUUAGAGAAAGGAGAAUCAACCUCCCCAACAGAUGAGGAAUCUUCUGAGGAACAAAGUGGGACAACAAAUGGAUAUAGUGAAAAUAAUAUGAGAAUUUCAGAAAUGGAUAGCAUCUCAGGUGUCACAAAACAGAGCAAGAAACAAAAGCUCUGAAGUCAAAAGUCAAUUGCCAUUCAACGGACAAGCAUUGAAGUGACAUUCUAGGGUGCAUGAGCUCUAUAAAGAAUUACACGCAAAAAUACAGAUUCCAAACAGGCACUGCUGGAUGGAAAUAAAUGAUUUCAACAAGGAUAUUGUUUUAACAGGGUUUCUAUUCAGUUAAUUAUGCAAGUACUACAUGUAUAUCGGUUUUGGUGAUGUAAUAACAAUAUUCUAAGAGUUUGAGCAUGAAGAGCAAUAUAAAAUCUUUUUGUAAUUUUAGUAAUUAGUGUCUUAAGAACUUUAUGGAAUUUACAUAAUUUAAGUAUAUGUAAAACCGUUUUUAUAUUAAGAUUUUUGCAUCUGUAUCUGGCUGUUUUCCUACCAUGAAGUUGUGAACCAUUGGGGAAAGGGAAUUGGGAUACAGUUUCUGCUUUUCUUAUUUAGAAAUUCUCCAGUUAGCUUUUUGUGAAAAUAAGGUCUCACUAUUUAAAGUUUAACCUUGAUCCUUGUAUUUGAAAUCAUUUAUCAAUUGAUCAUAAAUUAAAAUUAUUAUUAUUUUUUUUUUACACUAAAAUUAUCAAAGUUGGCGAACUUAGCACUUCCUUUGUCUUGUGCCUGUUUGGAAAGAUCUUGGCUUUUCAUGUUACAGACACAGUGAAGUACCACCUUGGCUUUUUGAGGUUACCAGCAGUUUGGUUUUCGUGGAUAAUUCUGAUGUAUUGAUCACCCAGUGUACCAUUUUAAACUUGAACAUUAGCUCCUUUAUAUUUUUAUUACACAUUUACACAGCUACACAAACUAUUUGAUGUAAACCCUUUUUACUGGGGUUCUGCAUCAUAGUGUGCCAUGCUAAAGCCGAGAGUCUAUAGUCAGUAUGUAGGCAUUACGUCGAUUAACUUCAUUUGAAGUUUAUGCCUGCUGUUUUGCCUGAGUACAGACUGCAAGUCCAGGCCAUAGGUUUAGCUUUGGCUUUCGAGAUGCCACUCUUGAGGGAAAAAUGCACUGUAAAAUUGGACCAGAAAAUGUGUUGCACUUCUUAUGCAAGUAUUCUGUGAUGUAUUGUAUUCAAUACAGAUACUAAGAUGCUGACUAAACUAUAUUUGAGCAGUUUUGCACUGCUGUUAACACAUUUUAUGCAUACGUUUACAGAUUUUUUCCAAUGGAAAGUGGUUUCACUACUGGUACAGUAUCAGCACCGAAGGGUUUAUUCCAGCAAGCACUGUGGUUGAGUGACAUCACCUCAAUUUUUUAUUAUCCUUAAAAUAUUGCAUUUUUCAUAUUCUUUAUUUAUAAAGGAACAAUGCUGCUGUAAAUACAGGUAUUUUUAAUUUUUUAUUUCAUUCCAUCACCAUGAGAUGCAGUUCCCUAUUUGUUUAAGGGGUAUAUAAGCUUUCUAAUGGUGUCUUCAGAAAUUUAUAAAAUGUAAAUACUGAUUUUGAUGGUCCUUAAGAUGUGUUUAACUGUGAGACUAUUUAACUAAUGGUGUGGAUGUGAUUUGUCAUCCAGUAUUAAGUUCUUAGUCACUGAUUUUGUGUACAAAAUAGGAAAGAGGGAAACUGCAGCUUUCAUUACAAACUUCUUGAAUUUGCCAGCUCCCUUGAGUUUUAGCAAACUCUAAUUAUGCCUCUGGAUAGUACAUCAAGCAUUUCUCUCUGGCUUUAAUUUGCUAAAGCUGUGCACAUAUGUAAAAAAAUAGAUUAUUUUAGGGGAGAUGUAGUUCUAGAAUUAUUGCUUAUGUCAUUUCUUAAGCAGUUAUGCUCUUAAUGCUUAAAAGAAGGCUAGCAUUGUUUGCACAAAAAGUUGGUGAUCCCCCCAAAAAUAGUAAUGAAAUUACUUCUGUCCAGUAAACUUUGUAUGUCAUGUCAAUUUAUAAUAAAAGCUGAAAAAAUCCCUUUGUUUUCUAUUUAUAAAGAUGCCUUUUCUAUAUGUACCUUUGAUAGAUUUUGAAGAUACCAUGUAAGCUGGUUAAAAAGAAUUUGAAUGGUACAGUAGAUGUAAAUCAAACAAAAAAAAAACCCAACCAACAAAAAAAAAACCAAACAAAAAACCAAAACAAGUUCAGUUGUUUGAAUGAACCAUUGCUUUUACAUUAAAUGUUUUAUUUGACAUGGGCUUUUGUACAUAAAGUUCAGUAAUAUAAAAUCUGCCAUGAUGGUUGUCUAGUCAUUUUGUAUGCAUGCAGAAAGGCCACAAGCAGCACCUUGUAUAAACUCUUCUGCAUGUCUCUUAAAAUUUGGAUACAUGUUCUUCCUUUGCCAGAUCAUUACAAAGGUAGCUAAUUUUCUGUCCAGUCUUUCUGUUACGUUUAAGGUGUCUCUAUAAAUUACCAGGUUUUUAGCUGGAUUAUAAAAACUUUUAAUUCUCCUUUCUUGGGAGUAGAACUGAAUACCUGAGAUAUAUCUAUAAGUUGUGUAUUACUGUUUAGAACUGUAAUUUAUAUAACUGAAAAUGAAACGUAUCACUUGUGAUGUGUCAGUUAUAAAAAUGUGUGUUUUUUUACAGGCAAGUGGGUAAUGUUUCAAACAAAUUUUACAAGAUAGUUUAUUUGGAGUUAGGUUUAAAUCAGUAUAAGUUUAAAAUUGUGUUUCUGUGGGACUGUAGAGGAUGGAUGCUCCAGGUACCACAGAACAAAACAAGGGAUUGCACUGCUUGGCCAAAUAGUGACUGUGGAAUAGCAGACACUGAAAACCUUUUUCCAUGUUAGAAAUAAUCCAGGUACUGAAAUACAGAAUACGGCAGCUAGAUUCUGUAAACUUGAGUUCAGACUGCAGUUGUCCGGAAUGCUUUUGUCUUUAAAAUUGGCAAGGUUCUUCUAAUAUGUUCAUGGCAGAUUUUAAUGAUGUUUUGUAUUUAGUGAUCAUCUUUGACAUGACAGGUCUGUGAACCACAAGUUGGAACCUAACAUGACUUGAAUAUUUAAUUCAGCACAUUAAAUACUAUAUUCAAAAUUGUUAGAUGAAUUUAAGUUGUUAACCUUAAGUGUAUGUUGCUUUGAGUGUGUCUUCAAUGUAGUCCUUGAAUUUUUGGCGGGUGGGAUAAAGAUUCACUGCCUGGAAUAUGAGGCAACUGCAAAUAAUCUGAAUUAUUACUUCACUAAUUACUUUCACCAAAACAAACGCCCCAAACCACAGAACCCUCCCCAACCCAGCAAUUUGAUUUUACUGUUGAGAAUGUAGGUGCCAUUCUGUGAGGACAAUUUUGACAAUAUUGUUCAAAGUUAAGUAUUUCUUAAUUCACAGAACAGAUUGGUGCCAUCAACGACCAGUGCUUGAAUGAAGGUGUUCCUGUUGGACCAGAUCCUGGUUAUAAACCUCACCACUGCGUGGUUUCACAACUGAGAACACAAAGAACUUUGAAUGAAGGAGGUGAGUCUUCCUUCUGUGACUGACAUCUGCUGUUCUUGAGUUGCUUGAUUUGAGACUGAAAAUACACUUUUUAAGAGAAAUACGCAGCAUUUUAUCAUGAAGAAUUACAUAUUUGAGAGAAAGCUACUAUGUUGGCAACCCUACAUUCUGGUUUCACAAGUUAUUUUUCCUUUAAAAGAGACCAAUGAAAUGCGGCAGGCUACAGGUAAAGCAGAACUAAGGGAAUAAAGCUGUGUGUUCAACAUGGACUUUAUUUGAAGGAGAUUAAAUAUCUCUGCUUCUUGCUCAGUAAUAGGGGCCAAUAACUACUGUUGUGUAAGAGUUGCACCAUUUAAUACAACAGUAAGGAGACAGAAACAGUAAAAUAGGGAUAAAGUAGCUGUGAUGGAAUAUUGAGUCAAGACAUUUACAGAUGCUGUAACUAAUUUUUUUAAAAGGAAGGAAAAUUAUUUCUGCAAGAGAUGUUAGUUAAGAUCUGAACUUUACCAGAAAAUAAAGGUAAGCACGCAAGUGGAGAAACCUGAAAAAAUUGUUUGUGACUUCUGAGGGUCAGAAGAUUAAAAAAAUAAAGGAAAAGCUCUUAAAGAUGGCUGCAGUGCUAUAGAAUACAUUCUGUGUUCUUGUUAGAACAGUGAUGCUGAGCUUUGUGCCCCAGUAAAUAAUUUACUAGACCAUACACAGUCAAGGGAUAGAACUUUAUUUUUUUAAAAAAUUCAGAUUUCACUUGACACAAGUCUUAGUUGAGGUAAGUGAAUAUACUAGCUUAAGAAAACAACUUUCAGGAUUGGAUUUCAUAAGCAUUUAACAUGCCAGCAAGGCUCCAAUAGCUAGAGGUGAAAAAUUACAGAGGAAGUGUCAAGUUUUCUAUCUAGCUGAACUCCACUGUGGAAGAACAGAAUUUAAACCUUUGUAAUUCACGUGUCUUCUGAUUCUUUGCACACUUUGUUACUUUAUUACUCAAGUCUCUUGCCCUGAGACUCUUGCCCCCUCCCAGGUUUAAAAGGUGCAGCUGUUAAGAGGUGGCUGAACAGUACCUAAAUUGUAAUUUGGACAGCUAGGCUUAUGCUAAGG